This is a messenger RNA of Candidula unifasciata, 522 nucleotides long. The record is from the annotation of a GenBank genome assembly. NCBI's taxonomy places the organism in Eukaryota, Metazoa, Mollusca, Gastropoda, Stylommatophora, Geomitridae.
AUGACAUCAGUAGACACAGGAAUCUCAACUUCACUAAUGACAUCAGUAGACACAGGAAUCUCAACUUCACUUUUGACAUCAGUAGACACAGCAAUCUCAACUUCACUCAUGACAUCAGUAGACACGGCAAUCUCAACUUCACUAUUGACAUCAGUAGACACAGGAAUCUCAACUUCACUAAUGACAUCAGUAGACACAGCAAUCUCAACUUCACUAAUGACAUCAGUAGACACAGCAAUCUCAACUUCACUAAUGACAUCAGUAGACACAGCAAUCUCAACUUCACUUUUGACAUCAGUAGACACAGCAAUCUCAACUUCACUUUUGACAUCAGUAGACAUAGCAAUCUCAACUUCACUUUUGACAUCAGUAGACACAGCAAUCUCAACUUCACUUUUGACAUCAGUAGACACAGGAAUCUCAACUUCACUAAUGACAUCAGUAGACACAGCAAUCUCAACUUCACUAAUGACAUCAGUAGACACACCACCAAACUACUGCCACUAUUACAUCAAAGAUUAA